AUGGAGGAUAAAAUGGCCAUGCAGAUGUUAACUGAUCAGAAAUUAAAGGAAAUGGAGGCGGAAAUGAACCGCUUCGAGCAAGAAAUUUUCACACCUGAUGGGAAGGGUGUAAUUGGUGCUCAUCGUAUGAUCAUAGGAUCCAACACCUACCAUAAGGUUCAGGCCCGCAUCACAGGUCACGAAGAUACGGAUGAGUAUGAGGCAGAAGCUCCUGCUCCCAGUACAGAGGCAAACAUUCCUGUCUCUGUAUUGUCAGCACCACCACCUCCUCCCCCAUCUCUACUAGCAACAAGCAAGCCAUCAGGAGAGGCCCCGCCCAUAGCCCCACCCCCUCCCCCACCUUCACUAUCAUUUGUCCCUCCCCAGAUCCGUAAUUGGACUCCUCCCCCUCCUCCUCCAAGACCUCCGAUGAUGAACAGGCCCUUUAUGGGACCACAUGGCGGACCAAGAAACUUUGGUCCAGGUCCAGGUCCAUUCCAUCCAGGACCAUAUCAUGGUGGUCCCUAUGGUGGCCCACCUAUGGGAAUGAACCCUCACAUGAUGCCUGCUGGUGGACCUAUGGGUCCUGUUGGCCCCAUGAUGCCAGAUUCUUCACAACAGGAAACAGUGAUAGAGAAACCAAAGGUAGUGUAUUCAGCAGCCCCUGUAAGGCUUCACCCAAAAACUGGAAAAAUUAAAAAACCGAAAAUUACAGCUCCAGCUACCACGACUGUUAUAGAAUCUGUGAAGGAGACAAAUGUUAAAGAGAAAGUUGAAAAAGGAGGUGUAAAUAUGCCGAUUCCAACAGACAUUGGGAACAGUGCGGCCUCCUACACCACUGAAGAAGAUUGUGAUUUGAUGGAAGCUGACACGGAGGAAUCAGCUGCUGGUGGGAAAAAAUCUAAAAAAGAUAAAAAGAAAAAGUUCAUUCGUACAGCAGCUGGAGACACUUGGGAAGAUCCGUCACUGGAGGAGUGGGACACAGAUGACUUCAGAAUUUUCUGCGGUGAUCUUGGAAAUGAGGUCACAGAUGAAUGUCUGGCACGUGCCUUCAGUAAAUAUCCAACAUUUUUGAAGGCAAAAGUUGUCCGAGACAAGCGCUCCAAUAAGACAAAGGGCUAUGGUUUUGUCAGCUUCACAGAUCCAACAGACUUUGUACGGGCGAUGCGAGAAAUGAACGGGAAGUAUGUUGGUAAUCGGCCUAUCAAACUACGGAAAAGUGUGUGGAAGGAGAGAAACAUCGAGGUUGUUAGACGGAAGGAAAAGGAAAAAAAGAGGCUUGGCCUGAGAUGAGAACGUAACGUUAUUAUGUAACUGUUAGUUGUGUUGGAAGUGGACGCCAUCCGAUUGCAGGCAAUUCAGGAACAUAAUGUAAAGAAAGUUUAAAUAGACUACAGUGAAUAAAGUAGUAAUUCAAAAAACAAUUUGAUGGCAAAAAAUGAGAAAUGUCUUUGUGAUGCAUGAUAAGCAAUGGGAAACACGGAGAAAUGUAGGUUCUUCAAAGAUAUUGGGAUUUCCUUCAAAGUCAGAACUUCAUGUCUGAAAUGGAGAAUUAUCGUGGUGAAACCUGGUCACAAAUGUUUUGUCUGAAGGAAAUAUGGUUGGAGUAAUAGUUACUGCAAUUAACAGAUGACUGUCAGGAGAUAAGCUAACUGGAUUGAACACAUGAAUACAUCGUUUUUACGGCUACCAAGGAAUUCUAUUGUGUCUAUAAUUUAGUUGUAUUAAAGGAAUGAAUAUCAUUGUAUUACAUUGCCAAUUAAAGAUCAUUCUUCAGGUA
This is a messenger RNA of Ylistrum balloti, 1759 nucleotides long. RefSeq names its product RNA-binding protein 42-like. The coding region runs from base 1 to 1272 and encodes 423 amino acids. The record is from RefSeq and is a predicted model, not a curated record. Lineage: Eukaryota; Metazoa; Mollusca; Bivalvia; Pectinida; Pectinidae. The transcript is spliced from 5 exons. Gene Ontology annotation, molecular function: mRNA binding.